AAAAUCAUGUGGGACACAUUACAGGAAACAGUGGGAAUGGGGACGUCCACCAUUGGAAUAUAAACAUCAACGGUGGCCGUCCCCUUUCCUUCGUUGGGGCCCACUUGAGUUUUGCAUCUACCUGAUGUUUGGCCUCACAUCUUAAUAUGAACUGGAACAACUGAUGGACGGAGUGGAUGUCAUAUAUAAAUCACGGUGGAUCCCACAGAACAUUUCCUUUCACACACGCGUCCUAUCAUCUCCCAGAAACAAUUUCAACGGCCGAUAUACAACGAAAACGAGCAGCUCUCAAAACCCUCUGAUCACUAUGAAUUUUUGGUUCGUGGUCCGUCAGUGAUGGUUACGUGGGGUAGACCGUUCGGAUCAUCCAAGUCAGCAUCCCUGUGGGCCCCAUAAGAGCAACACAUGAACUCAAACAACUCUUUUGGAAGGAAGUUGGUUAAGAGUUCCCGCCACUUUCAAACAACCCUUCCUCUCUAAUCCGUAAUAAAAACCCCCAAACCUCCAAAAACCCUUCAAUAGCCAUUUCAAAAUCAAGAAAGAGAGAGGGAGAGAAUGGAGGGAAGAUCCAAAGAAGAUACAAGAAAGCCGAGCAGCGCUCCCUGCCAAAACCCUAGCUCCCCCAACUGCAACUUCUGCGGCCGCACCAAGCGCGAGAUCUCGCACGCUUACGGCCGUUCGAUCUCCUUUCCUCCGUCAUCAUCCCCGGCCCAUCAUCGCCCAUCCCCCGCCCUUUUCCGCAGCAUGAGCGACGUCUCUCCAUUACCGUCACCAUUCCCAGCCCUCUGGAAUCAGAUCCCGGCAACGCCGACGACGUCGCCGCCCGUUCGGACCUCGCCGGCUCCGGUUCCUCCCGCCGUCAAGAUCUCGCCGGAAACGAAGACGAUCCCCUGCAAGAAUGCGGACGUCUCGUUGGCCUAUCCUGCUUCUGAAACGGUUUCCGCGUCUCUGGAUCCCAAUCCGGACUCGGAUCCGCCAACUGAGGAAGUCAUGGCGAAGAAGCUACGGAUGUUGGGGGAGCAGCUGGUGGAACUGAAGAAGGAGAUGGGAAGAUUUGCAGAGAUUCUCAGGGCUAAAAUUGAGACAAAUGUUUUGGGAGGAGCACUAACGGAGAAGAACAACAACAACACCGCCUCCAAGGAGCAUGAAGAACUUACCAUUGGAAGCAGUGGAGAAAAGCUGGAAAUUUCGAUCGCUUGCUCAUGUGGCAGGUCCCACAAUGUCGUCCACAUGACCUCCCAAUGAUCAUGAUGAUAGAGAGAGAGAGAGAGAGAGAGAGAGAGAGAUUUUAAACUUCCAGUUACGAUUAAUUUGCGGUCUCCCAUCUUGUCUAUAUGUCAUCGAACCAAAUCGUCAGGUGUGUCUCACUAGAAUGCAGCACUGAAAUUCAGCUCAUUCCAAAAUUUAGGAAGGCCACAGUAAGUAAAUGCAUAGGUUAUAGGCAUCACUUUCAUCAUGAAUUCAGACAAUACGGCAUUCCACACUUACGCGAGGGUGUUCCGUGGGCGCAGUGACAGAUGAGUAAGGGUGGACUAGCGCAUAAGUUUUUGAAAUCUGAACCACUUAUCUGGUGGGCCCUGGCAUGGAUGUGGUCACACCGAAAUGUCAGGCUGGAUGUACAAUCCCACCUUCCCAAUUUGAACAUGAAACGUAAGUUUGACGGCCAUCUUUCUCUUGGGUUUCAACUGGUUAGCCUGAAAUUCAGAUAUGGUACUUCCAUUGUGGGGCUGACAUAAUAAGGGUCACCAAUCUUGCACAUGUGCUACAAGGUGUGCGAGUUCUCAAGAUUACUCGUUGUGGGUGGAUGAAGGCUAUCUUGGGCUUUCCUUGUGCACUCUAAUAAAUAGCAGAUGCCAUGCCAAGCUCAGUUGACGGAUUUUACAAGGGCUGUUGUUCAGUGAUCCUGAUCGUUGAUAUUAUGGGUCACAUUCGUUAAUGGCCAUGUACCCAAAAUGGCAUGGUUAGGUUAAAAAAAAAAAUGCAGCUACAGUUCCCAUUCAACCAAUGGAAGGCAAAUAUUCAUCCUCUCGUUGGUAUGGGCCAUCUGCGUCCCAUCUUAUCAAUGCUUCAGAUCUAUUGAGCUAUAAGCCAACGUGUAAUAACUGAAAAUAUAAUUCCACUAGUAAUCAAAUUUCACAAAUAUUGUAAUGGGGUUUGUGGUUGAUUAAUGAAGGCAUUGUAUGAUCAAGAAAUUGCCAUGUCCUCAUACAGAUGGAUAUGGAUGAUAUAAUGGGAUGUAGGAUUUGUGCAAGUGGGGCCCAUGUUUUAGUGAUUCAGACCAUUGAGCUGUUGGGAGAUCUUAGCCACUAAUCUCCCAGAUUGGAAGAUUCUUAGCUGCGAAUAUGUUGGGUGCAUUUUGCUUGAAUGGGCACUUUGAUCCUCUCCUCUUCCUGAUUGUUAUCACGAUAAUUGAUGGUUAGGUGAUGGAUGAUACACGUGCACUGAAAGUUGUGUUCUUAACAUAUAAUUAAUUAAUUCAGUUGAACCAGGCCUAGAGAAGAGAAGCAAUAAAAA
Molecule: messenger RNA, 2514 nt
Organism: Magnolia sinica
Lineage: Eukaryota; Viridiplantae; Streptophyta; Magnoliopsida; Magnoliales; Magnoliaceae
Product: proline-rich extensin-like protein EPR1
Exons: 3
Coding region: 556-1245 (229 amino acids)
Source: RefSeq, a predicted model, not a curated record